CGCUGCCCGGAUGCCGCUCCCGCCCCUUCUGGGCCACCAGGGGGCACCAGCCGCAAGCCAGGUCGAGGCGCCAGUCCUCGCAUGCGCAGUAGCGAUCUGUGGACCUUCGAGGGUCGCUGAACGUGGGCAGUAUGGGCAGUAGCAAGGUGUCUGCGCGCUUUCGAUCCCAGUUCGCGACGUUCGAUCUGUGGGUCCCCCGGGGAGUUGGCUUCGCCUGUGUCUCACUUUCCCCAUCUGUCGAGCGGGCAAAAUCUUAUAUCCCACUUCAUAGGGCUAUUGAAUUAAUAGAUCCAAAGCACUUAGAACAAUAAACCAAAAAAAAAAAAAAAAAAAAAAAACCCGUUGCCGUCUAGUCGACUCCGACUCAUAGCAACCCUAUAGGACAGAGUAGAACUGCCCCAUAGAUUUUCCAAGGAGCUUCUGGUGGAUUCCAACCGCUGACCUUUUGGUUAGCAGUCCUAGCACUUAACCACUACGCCAUCAGGGUUUCCCUUAGAACAAGCCUGCAUAUAAAAAAAUCCCUUGCCAUCAAGUUGAUUCCGAUUCAUAGCGAUCCUAUAGGACAGAGUAGAACUGCCUCAUAGGGUUUCCAAGGAGAGGCUACUGAAUUUGAACUGCUCACCUUUUGGUCAGCAGCCAAGCUUAACCCCUGGGCCACCAGGCACUAAUUAUUAGCUCAUUUAAUGUAUCUUAGGGUCUUCAACAUAUUAUACACCAUCAACUUGUCCUUAGCAUUAGCCUCCCCCACUCAAAAAAACAAAAAACAAACCAGUUGCCAUCCACUGGAUUCCGACUCAGGGUGAGGCCAUGUGAGUCAAAUUAGAACUGUGCUCCACAGGGUUUUCAAUGGCUGAUCUUUUGGAAGUAGAUUGCCAGGUCUUUCUUCCAAGGUGCCUCUGGGUGGAUUCAAAUCACCAACUUUUUUGUUAGUAGCUAAGGACUUAACCCUUUGUACCACCAAAGAACUCCAGUAUCUUAGCCCAGUGGCUCUUAAACGGGUGAUCUACCCCUAUUCAGAGGACAUUAGGCAAUGUCUGGAGACAUUUGUUUGUCACAACUUGAGGAGUACUACUUUCAUCUAGUGGGUAGAGGCUAGGGAUGCACUAGAGUCCUAUGAAAAGCCCCACAACAGAGAAUUAGCCAGCCCUGGAUGUCAACAGUGCUGAGGUUGAGAAACCCUGCCUUAGCCUCACAGCAGUAGGGCGGCUUCAAAUCCUGCUCUGCCACUAGCAAGCAGUGUGACACUGGGAAAGUGAUUCUGCACUUCUGUGCCUCUGUUUCCCAAUCCAUAAAGUGUGUAUAAUAUCAUCCGCCUCUUAGGGUGUUACCAGGCUUGAGUUGAUACAUGUGUAGCACUUGGAAUAUGGCCUGACAUAAGGGCUAUUGUCAUACUAGGGUAUUGCAGCCAUACCCUCAGCGUGUGGUGAGUGUAUGGAAGGCCACAGUCAUCCAAGUGUCACCAUCACCAGCUUGACAUGUGUGGCACAGUACAGGUGUGUUAUCCACUCCAGUGGUUCAGGGAGAGCUGCUUACAGGUGCCCCUUCCAGGUUGGCCUGGCAGUGACAGGGACUUAGGGGGGUGUUCCUGGCCUGGUACCCACUGGCACAGUCACGCUGUGGUGCAGGCAACCCAUGGGUAGGGGCCUGGAUCUCUGCUCUCCCAAGAGCUUAUGAGAAUAUGGAGGGGGCAAAACUGGGGUGCCAGGUCCUCAGCAGAGACAAUGUUAUUGCCUGAGCUCAGGCCCUCUGGCGCUGGGGACACAGAAGGAGUAUUUCUUUUGGUCAACACAGCCCCGCUAUGGGGCAAGUACUAUCAUUAGCCCACUUGACAGCUGUGGAAACAGAGGUCUGGAGAGGGGAAGGACUUGCCUAAAGUUAUAGACUGUUAGUGCCUAGAGUUAAACUCAGGGUGAUGCUCACUAAACUACCACAGGCGACAGUCCUGCCUCAAGGGGGAGAGAGUUAGCCCAGAGAGAUGAAGAAAAAUGACCUCAGAUCACAGAGAGAUGGCUUCAGAGACAGAGACAAAGAGACAGAGAGACCCAGUCAGGGGCCCAGUGGACAGUGUGGGGGAGGCACACUGGAGCACUGGAGGUCUCUGUCUGGCCAAGCCCCCGCAAGAAAACCCAAGCUGCCCCCCUAGGUGGAAACAAUGACACAAUCAGCUUCCAAUACCAAGGCCCUGACAUCACAAGGGGGGUGGCUGAGGUGGGGGGUGCCCCGCCCCUUGGCAGGCCCCUGUGGCCAAUGGGACAGUUUUGGAAGCGCCCGGCCGCCUCCAGAGCUUCAAAAACGUGUGAGGAGGGAAGAGUGUGCAGACAGACGGAGCUUCAGCUGCUGCAGCGGUCCUUGCCAUCAGUGCCCCCUCUGCCCGUCAGAGCCCACCGGCCAGCAUGUCCUCUGCUCACUUCAACCGAGGCCCUGCCUACGGGCUGUCGGCUGAGGUCAAGAACAAGCUGGCCCAGAAGUACGACCACCAGCGGGAGCAGGAGCUGCGCGAGUGGAUCGAGGGGGUGACAGGACGUCGCAUCGGCAACAACUUCAUGGAUGGCCUCAAAGAUGGCAUCAUUCUUUGCGAGUUCAUCAAUAAGCUCCAGCCAGGCUCUGUGAAGAAGGUAAACGAGUCAACCCAAAAUUGGCACCAGCUGGAGAACAUCGGCAACUUCAUCAAGGCCAUCACCAAGUAUGGCGUGAAGCCCCAUGACAUCUUUGAGGCAAACGACCUGUUUGAGAACACCAACCAUACCCAAGUACAGUCCACCCUCCUGGCCCUGGCUAGCAUGGCCAAGACAAAAGGAAACAAAGUGGAUGUGGGGGUGAAGUAUGCAGAGAAGCAGGAGCGGAAAUUUGAGCCGGAGAAGCUAAGAGAAGGGCGGAACAUCAUUGGGCUGCAGAUGGGCACCAACAAGUUCGCCAGCCAGCAGGGCAUGACAGCCUACGGCACUCGGCGCCACCUCUAUGACCCCAAGCUGGGCACGGACCAACCCCUGGACCAGGCCACUAUCAGUCUGCAGAUGGGCACCAACAAGGGAGCCAGCCAGGCUGGCAUGACUGCGCCUGGGACCAAGCGGCAGAUCUUUGAGCCAGGGCUGGGCAUGGAGCACUGUGACACGCUCAACGUCAGCCUGCAGAUGGGCAGCAACAAGGGAGCCUCGCAGAGGGGCAUGACAGUGUAUGGGCUGCCACGCCAGGUCUACGACCCCAAGUACUGCCUGACGUCCGAAUACCCGGAGUUGAGCGAGCCUGCCCACAACCACCACCAGCACAACUAUUAUAACUCAGCCUAGGGGCUGGCGGCUGCCUGCUGCUCUCGGCCGGACCCAGCCAGGCCCAGCCGACCCUCGCCCCCUGCAUGGCGUCCUCCAGCCCCCUGGCACCUGCCUACAGGGUUAGAGUUUGGGGAGAGCAGACUGGGGGUCUGUGGGAAGAAAGGGGGCCCUCCUUCCUGCAGCACUGCAGGGUCCAACAUAGAGCCAGGGUGUUCCCAACAGCAUCCCAAAGGAUGCACCGAGCAAGGCUAUUCCAGCUGUCCCCCGACUCCCUCAUAGGUGGGUGCCCCAGGACAAGAAGCCCCCAAGCAAUGCCCCCAGAGCCCAGGCUUGGCCUGUCCCCACCCCAUUCCCACAGGGGAGCAAACUGCAUGCCCAGAGACCCAGCGGACACACGCGGUUUGGUUUGCAGCGACUGGCGUACAUGAACGUGACAGCGGCGUUUGUAAUGUGAGCACUUUUUCUAUUUCACUGGAGCACAAUAAAUGGCUGUAAAAUCA
Molecule: messenger RNA, 3769 nt
Organism: Loxodonta africana (African savanna elephant)
Lineage: Eukaryota; Metazoa; Chordata; Mammalia; Proboscidea; Elephantidae
Gene: CNN1
Product: calponin 1
Exons: 7
Coding region: 2394-3287 (297 amino acids)
Biological process (GO): actomyosin structure organization; actin filament organization
Cellular component (GO): focal adhesion; actin cytoskeleton
Molecular function (GO): actin filament binding
Source: RefSeq, a predicted model, not a curated record